This is a messenger RNA of Clavispora lusitaniae ATCC 42720, 2946 nucleotides long. RefSeq lists its product as uncharacterized. Gene Ontology annotation, cellular component: cytoplasm. The record is from RefSeq and is a predicted model, not a curated record. Gene Ontology annotation, biological process: chromatin remodeling. Lineage: Eukaryota; Fungi; Ascomycota; Pichiomycetes; Serinales; Metschnikowiaceae.
AUGUCAUGGGAAGCUUGGGGGUCAACUUUGAACCAAGAUGACAAUGAGUUAGUCAUGCUCAUACUAAGUACGUUAGAGUCACUUUAUUUUGUGCGUGUGACAGCAGAGCAAACUUCGCUUGUAUUCCCCGGAAUAAUAUCUAAUUUGGUGAACUUUUGCACGACAUCCAAGAAUAUACAUACAUCCACUACCAUCAAGGUCUUGAAUGUAUUGAAAACCUUCAUUGUCAAAGUAUUUAAUGAUGGUGAUCUUCAUCCGGUAAUAUCUGAUGAAACUGCAGUGGCGGAAAGCUUGCAAAGUCUUAAGGAUUUGUAUGAAAAUCAACACGAUGACUCUCAAGUGGCACUCAUUCCCGUUAAAAUAAGUUUGCCGGAACAAUUUACGAAACCGCACAGAACAGAAAAAUGGAUUCAGACUACAUCCAAAAAGCUCAACAUUUCUAUGAUUGCACUCUUUAGAAGCUUAUUCUUUCUGUCUUCUUCAAGAAUAAAAAUAUCAACAAAGCCUCAAUUGCGAGAUGCUAUUUUGGAAUUUGUGGAAGAAAUAAUGAGCAAGUGUUUCAAAUCGACUUUCAACGAACUAGAGAAGUCUUCACUUGACAUUCUAUCAGCACUUAUCUAUGUCUGCACUAUGGAGAGUGCAGAUUCAGAUGCAGACAUUGAUGAAUUAAUAAUAAAAUCAGGAAGAAUUUAUGAGAGGCUAAGCUACUCGAACUUCAAUUUUUUUUUACGGCAAUUGCAGACUAAAACGGAGAACCUUAUUUCCCAAUUUGCUUCCGUUUUAAAUUCCACCAACGAUGAAAAAAUUAAUAUUUGCAUCGUGGCAAUCAGAUUGCACUUCUAUGUUCUAAGUCUGACAAUAUCGCUUUUAAACAAAGACACGGAAUCAAUAACUAUUCUUCAACAAAAGGUGAUAGAAAUUGUGACCAAUUCUAUCAUUCAGAACUUAUCAUCUUCCCGAAAAAAUCCAAUACAAACAGGUAAAGACAUUCGCAAGUUGAUUUCCGGAGAAAAUAGUUCGGCAGAACAAAGGAAUGUUUUGGAUAACAUUGAGCUCCCUCCUCAUAUUGAUGCCAAAAACUUAACUAAAAUUAAUACACGAGCACUUACUCCUGUUCAAGGACCAAAUUUACGGAAAUUGAACAUGGAGUACGAUGCCGCAGAAUUUCAAGAGAGAAUGACCUGGUUUGGAAACAUAAUGACAACAUCCUCAGAGAAUCACAUAAAGAAUCUUUUGAAAAGUAUUGCUAAUUCCAACCCGAAAACAGUCGACAGCGUCCAAUCUAUUCUCUUAAAUGACUUACAAGGAUUGGAAAUUACUCAGGAUAUGCUCAUGAGACAAAGCAUUCACUUGUGGGUCUCUAACAGAUUGUAUCAGAAUAUGGACACAGAAAAUAAGGACGGAUUUGAUGUUAAUAGCUUUCUUCAAUUCGAAUUAACCACCAAGGAUGCUUCUUGCACUUCUGAUGAACUACCAUACUUACUUCUAGAAAAAGCAGAGAAUUUGUUAGUGGAUGCGAAGAACCAAGCAAUCGAAGAUAUCUCCCAUGUUGGUAUAAACGGCUAUCACUCGCGUGAUUUAGCAUAUGCCUCCGCUCUUGAGACUAUCGGCAUACUUACAUCGCAUUUGAGCAAAGAUGAUUUCCAAACUGAUGUUCUCAUGGAUUGGCUUUUUCCCAUAUUAGAGGCCUUAACCUUUCCAAACCUGAGUGCAGCUCAUAUCCAAGCGAAAAUUUGUCUUGAUCAAAUUGUUCAACGGUUCUACGGCGGUUCAUUGGAAACACUCAUUUCAGAAAACUCGGAUUAUCUUAUCGAUUCCUUGAGUAUGAGUCUUUCUGUCGCCAGUGGGCUUACACGAUCGCUUCCGGGAAUCUUGUUGCUAGUGCUAAAAGUUUCAGGCAGAGACCUAUUGGAGAGAAACCAAUUGCAGGAUAUUUUAAGCGAAAUGUUUAUUGUCAUCGAUUCAUUCCACGGCUAUUCAACACUUGUGGAGAAUUUUUUUAUUGUCUUUGAAGAAGUUAUCCGGAAAAUCAAGAGCAUGUAUUUUACAGACAUCUCAAAAAGUCUUGAACAAAAGAUAGAAUCUACUUAUAAGCCAUGGGGCCUUACUGAUAGAGAUUCCAUGCUCCAACUAAUCGAUGACAUUCAUCGAAAAGUAGACCCAUUUAGUGAUUAUGAUCCAAACAAAGAGUACUUCAAACGGAAACCUGGAAUACCGUUCGGGGAACAGGAUGAUUCUGGCGAGGAGAAGGAUUCCGAUGAUGAGGAUUCUGAUGAUGAAGAUGCAACAUCUCCGGAAGGAGAGGCAGACUCAGAGGUAUGGACGUCACCAAUUCCGAAGGGGGUUUAUUCUUCCUUGCAGCAAAUAUUCACAUACGGACUUCAACUACUCUCACAUCCUUCUACGAAAUUGAAAGUACAGGUUUUGAAAACUCUCAAAGAAGGAUAUCCAUUAAUGGCCUCCAAUUAUAAGGCAUUGAUGCCCCUUUUGGCUCAGUACUGGCCAUUGAUUUUGCUGAUCUUAGCUGGAACUACGACCAUAUCAGCUCAUGAUAUAUCAGGCGAGUUACACCAGCUGCAACAACUUAUGGAACCAGCUCUUGAAUUAGCCAUUGAAGUUUUUGAAGAAGAUUACAGGCAUGAGCUUUUUAUGAGCAAAAGGUUUAAUGAAAUGUGGAACUACUUGAAAAGCAAAAGCCCACUAUUCCGAAUCGGAACCAAGCUGAACAAACAACACUUGGAGGUUUCUCAGUCGAAAGUAUCUCCAAUAGUAACGCAAUUGAACGUGAAGAUGCUUAUAACGGGGUUGAAUGUUUAUGGGAGGAUGGUUCCUGAUUUGGUAGCUUAUGAUAUAGUCAGUGCUUGCUUGCGUUUGGGCAUAGAUAGCAAGCUACCUCUAGCACGAGACGUACAAAACUUACUCUGGGUGAUCAAAAAUCAAAGUUGA